AUAGCUGCAAAGUAGGUUAGCAACUGCGGAUUGACUACAUAUAGCUGCAACUUCCCGCCUGACAUUAAGAUUUGUACCAGCAAUAUUCAAACUAGCUAGUACUGCUGUAGAAUGCCAAAAUCAAAGGAAGUUCUGUCCAGUUCCUCUUCUGACUCUGAUUCAGACAGUGAAGUGGAUAAGAAGGCAAAGAGGAAGAAGCCGUCUGCCCCUGAGAAGCCAUCAAAGAAGCAGAAGAGUGGUGAGAGUUCCAGAGCUGGGGGAGGAGCUUCCUCCAAGAGCAGCAAUGAUAAGGAUGACAACAUGUUUCAGAUUGGGAAGAUGAGGUAUGUCAGUGUCCGGGAAUUUAAAGGCAAAGUCCUGAUAGACAUCAGAGAAUACUGGAUGGACCAAGAAGGCGAGAUGAAACCUGGAAGAAAAGGAAUUUCUUUAAACCCAGAGCAGUGGAACCAGCUCAAAGAUCAGAUCUCUGAAAUCGAUGAUGCAGUGAAGAAAAUCUAGUGGAUGCUGUUGAAGUUGAGCUUGCUUUUCUUUUUGUAGUUAUUACUAACCAGAAACUUUUACACUGGCAUAUGUUUUCUAAAUGACAAUUUAAAAAAAAUUAGACUUUUUUUAAAACUAAAUUGUGUAUAAUUGCAGUUUAGUAUUCUUUGAAUCUUCCCAUGCAUGUGCAUCCAAACGUGUGAAAAGCAAGACAGGUGGUAGUUUUGACUUUUUUUUUUUUUUUUUUUUUACUGCUUGUAUUUAGGGGGUGGGCACAGUGAUUCUUAAUGUACAAUAAAAGCUGUUUAAAGCUUGAA
Molecule: messenger RNA, 797 nt
Organism: Polyodon spathula (Mississippi paddlefish)
Lineage: Eukaryota; Metazoa; Chordata; Actinopteri; Acipenseriformes; Polyodontidae
Product: activated RNA polymerase II transcriptional coactivator p15
Exons: 5
Coding region: 112-498 (128 amino acids)
Biological process (GO): positive regulation of transcription initiation by RNA polymerase II
Cellular component (GO): nucleus; transcription regulator complex
Molecular function (GO): DNA binding; transcription coactivator activity
Source: RefSeq, a predicted model, not a curated record